This is a messenger RNA of Menidia menidia (Atlantic silverside), 2919 nucleotides long. NCBI's taxonomy places the organism in Eukaryota, Metazoa, Chordata, Actinopteri, Atheriniformes, Atherinopsidae. The record is from the annotation of a GenBank genome assembly.
AUGAAGCGCGCAUGCGCCGGGAUUGACGGCCGAAAUGAUCACGCGGUGCCGCUCCGCCCCUGCAGCACAUCACCUGUCUGGUACAAGCUGAAAAUGUCCAAAGGAGAAAAGGAAGGCUUCAUUGUGAAGUUUGUGGAGAGUAAAGGAUCAAAAACAGAGUAUACUGUUAAAGCAUAUGAGUCAAUAUUGGAGCUGCAGUCUGAAAAGUACUUGAAAACCGUCAAGGAGGAAGAUGUUUUACAAAUGGAAAAGAAGGAAAAGUCUUUGUUUGUAUUCAGCGACUUCACCACUCCAGCCUUUCUGCACUGCCACAAGCUGGGCUGUAGAGUUGUGAGUCCCCUGGUUGUGUUAUACUGCCUGCAGCAACAGCGUUGUGUUCCCAAGGCGGAGAAGCCUGUGUAUAACAUGGCUAUGGCUGACAUUACUAUCUCCUGCACCAGCCUGGACAAAUCAACAAGGGCAGAGGUGAUGGAUCUGGUGCAACUCAUGGGUGGACGGGUCUAUCUCGAUCUUAAUGUGUCUGUCACACACCUGAUUGCAGGAGAGGUGGGCAGCAAAAAGUACCUUGUGGCUGCCAGUCUGGGUAAACCCAUCCUUCUCCCCACGUGGGUAAAAGCCUGCUGGGAGAAAUCACAGGAUAGUCUUUUCAGGUACACAGACUUGCCCAUGGAGGACUAUCUCUGCCCGGUGCUGCGUGGCUGUACUGUGUGUGUUACAGGCCUCUCUAGCACAGACCGAAAAGAGGUGCAGCGGCUCUGUGAGCAGCACGGAGCCGCCUACACCGGCCAGCUCAAAAUGAACGAGUGCACACACCUUAUCGUUAGUGAACCAACAGGUCAGAAGUACGAGUGUGCUCGAAAGUGGAACGUGUACUGCGUGUCGUUACACUGGCUCUUUGACAGCAUAGAGAAGGGCUUCUGCCAAGAUGAGAGCAGGUACACUGUGGAGCGCAGUGCAUCAAAAUCCACACGACCACACACUUCUACCCCUACGGGCACCAGCAAGAAAGAAGAGGGCCCAUCUUUGUUGGGUUUGAGCAACAUUUCCGUCAGUGCCAGCAUGACAGUAAAUGACACAACUUUCACUAAUGCCACUAUCAGCCGACUGGAGACACCAGACCCCAUAGAUAGUUUGGACCUCACUGUGUGCCCAGCUGAUGAUGUACUGGAUGGAUGUAAGCUGUAUUUAUGUGGGUUUCCGAUGAAGAAGGCAGAGAAGCUGCGGCGUCUGGUGAACACUGCUGGAGGUCUGCGCUUUAACCAGCCCAGUGAGGAGCUCACGCAUGUGGUCAUGGGAGAACUGGACCAGGAGCUUGUGAAAUUUCUCUCUAAGGCGACUCAUAGGCCCUAUGUAGUGACAGUGCAGUGGUUGCUGGACAGCUUCUCUAAGGGCACUUUGCUCCCAGAGGCAGAAUACUUCCACUCAGACUGUCCUCCUCCUGCUUCAUCUGCCGUGUCGGUGCCAGCUCAUCACACACCGAAAAGCCGCCCAUCAGCCGGUCCGGCCGCUGCCAGUCCCAGCACUCCCGCUCUAAAGAGGGCCGAGGAGGAUUUACUCUCACAGUACAUGGACGAUGAUGUAACAGUAGUCAGUAUGCCUCCACCAGCAGCAGAGGGUGACAGCAGGAGGUCCAUCAGUACGGCUGCUGAGCCACAGCCUGAGCUCUGGGCACCCAACAACACCAGCGAACGUGAGCACGAGCCAGUCCUGCAGGAAAGCAGCCAGGCGGGCAUCUUUUUCCGGAAGUCUUUCCUUCUGUUGGGCUUUGACUCUGAGGCUGAGGCGCAGCUCUCUGCGCUGGUGAUGGAGAAUGGAGGCAAGGUGCUGAUGGGCCACACCCGUGUCGUGGCCCACUACGCAGUGGUGCCUCUGCUGGGCUGCUCCGUCGAAGCCACAGUGGAUGAGGUGGUCACAGACACCUGGCUGGCCAUGUGUGUGGAGAAGGAGUGUGUUCUUCAGUUGAACUCUAACCCUUUAUUCACCCCUGUUCCUGUGAGAGAGGGCCAUUUCCCUCUUAAAGACUGUGUUCUCUCAGUCAGUCAGUUCACUGGAGCAGAGAGGGAGUCUUUGGUGGAGCUAGCUAAGCACAUCGGAGCCAAUGUGCAGGACUACUUUGUGCGCCUGGCCAACCAGAAGAAAGGCAUGCUGGCCAGCACUCAUCUAGUUUUACAGAGUCCUGAGGGCACAAAGUACCAGGCAGCAAAGAAAUGGGGGCUUCCGGCUGUUACCAUGCACUGGAUUCUUGAAUCUGCUCGAACAGGCCAAAGAGCUCAAGAGGAGCGGUAUCUGGUGGACCUGCCUGUGUCACCAGAGAGAGAUGAAGAGAGCUUCAUUGGUGGUUCCCAAAAACCGGCUCAGCGUCCACCCGCGCAUUCUCCCGAAAUCCCUUUGCUGGGCCCACAAAGUGGGAAAGCCGUCACACCGCUGGACUUGGGUCGCUUUCAGAGCAAAGUGUUCCGCUCGGUGUUGGAUGAGAUGAAGCCUAAAGCGGAACUGAACACCCCCAGUCAAAAGCCAGCGAGUGGCAGGAGGGUCGCGCUUCAGAAGGAGCCCUCCCUGCAGCUGGACACGCCCUCUCGCUUUCUCAGCCGAGACCAACUCUUCGGGCCAUCCUUUAAUGUCAAGGAUGCGCUCGGAGCUUUGGAAACUCCAGGGGGGAAGCCGGGAGGGAGGGUGGAGACUCCUCUCACCGACGUUGUCAACAGGAACCUGAAGGUGGCUCUGGCCAACAGCUCGCGCGGCAGCGCCUCAGAUCUGGAAGCAGUCUCUGCCAGCCCCCAGCUCACGAAGCCGCCUGAGAGGGAGGUACCGCAAAGAGAAAGUGGACCCCUGACGGGUGUCGUGAUCUGUGUGGGGAAGAAGCUGAGCCAAGUGCAGAGUGAGCUGAACGCUGUCGCCGCCUCUCUUGGAGCCGAUUUU